GAAGCAGGAGACCUCUCUGAAGGAGACGGUGGGGCGUCUUUUAACCCCCUGAUGCCUGUGUUUGAAGUAAGCCCAGGCUGUGGUGAAGGUGAAAGAGUAGGACCAGUGCCAGUGGACAUGCAUAAAGUCGCUGCAGGUUCAGGGGAGAAAGAGAGAGAAACAUGGACCAGACAAAUGGACUUUAUCAUGUCCUGUGUGGGUUUUGCUGUAGGCUUGGGCAAUGUGUGGCGCUUUCCUUACCUUUGCUACAAGAACGGAGGAGGUGUGUUCCUUAUCCCCUACUUGCUGGUAGUGUUCAUUGGGGGCAUCCCUGUCUUCUUCCUGGAAAUUGCCUUGGGACAAUUCAUGAAGCAGGGAGGGCUUGCCGCCUGGAACAUUGCGCCUCUUUUCCAAGGUUUGGGCUUGGCCUCAAUGGUAAUAGUGUUCUUCUGCAACACUUACUACAUCAUGGUUCUCGUGUGGGGUCUCUACUUUCUCUACCACUCUUUCACCACCACUCUUCCGUGGGCUACCUGCGGAAACUCUUGGAACACCCCUAAAUGUACACUCAACUUCAGUCGAAUCUGCAUCAACGACAGCGCUGCCUCAUUAAACGUGUUGUCAAACAUGUCAUCCAUUAACAAAGACUGCAUGACGAGAGAAAUGCGCUCCCCAGUCAUCGAGUUUUGGGAGCAUAAAGUUCUCCAUUUGUCAAGUGGGCUUCAUGAGCCUGGUAAAGUCAACUAUGAGGUAGCACUGUGCCUCAUUUUCACCUGGAUCAUUGUUUACUUCUGCAUAUGGAAAGGGGUCAAAACCACAGGGAAGGUCGUAUAUUUUACAGCUCUGUUUCCAUAUGUGGUUCUGUCUAUUCUUUUGGUACAUGGUGUCACCCUUCCAGGAGCAAUAAAUGGAAUAGAGUACUACCUGAAACCAGACUGGUCCAAACUAAAAGAAGCACAGGUGUGGGUGGACGCUGCUACCCAGAUUUUCUUCUCCUAUGCCAUCGGAUUGGGUGCACUGACUGCACUGGGCAGCUACAACCGCUUCCAUUACAACUGUUACAAAGAUGCAUUUGUGCUGGCGGUCGUUAACAGUGGAACCAGCUUCUUUGCAGGAUUUGUUGUGUUCUCUGUGUUGGGCUUCAUGGCUUCAGAGCAAGGUGUGGACAUUAGUAAUGUAGCGGAAAGUGGACCUGGCCUUGCAUUCAUAGCCUAUCCCAAGGCUGUGACUUUGAUGCCUUUUGCACCAUUCUGGGCUGCACUCUUCUUUUUUAUGUUGCUGAUUUUGGGUUUGGACAGCCAGUUUGUUGGCGUAGAGGGUUUACUAACCGCACUCAUGGACAUGAUUCCUCAAGAAUUUUCCACACGAUACCUGCGGCGAGAGGUGGUAGCAGCCAUCUGCUGUGGCAUCUGCCUACUUAUUGAUGUAUCCAUGAUCACUGAGGGAGGGAUGUAUGUGUUCCAGCUGUUUGACUACUACUCUGCCAGUGGUAUCACUCUGCUCUGGCAGUCUUUCUGGGAGUGUGUGGUGAUUGGUUGGGUUUAUGGAGCGGACCGUUUCAUGGGUGAUGUAGCUCGCAUGAUUGGCUAUAAACCCCUGCCCUAUAUGAAGUGGUGCUGGUCCUACAUCACACCCCUUAUCUGCCUGGGAGUGUUUCUAUUCCAUGUGAUAAACUACACACCACUAACAUACAACAAUGUGUACACAUACCCAUUGUGGGGAGAAAUGUUUGGCUGGGCAUUGGCCCUUUCCUCAAUGCUGUGUAUCCCAUUCACUGCUAUCUACAAGCUGCUUCGCUCUCACGGAUCAUUGCGGGAGCGGUGGACGCGCCUCAUAUCCCCAAGAUGGGGCAGGCAUCACCUGGAGCUAUUUCUUGCCGAGAACGAGGCCGUACUGCUACCGACAGAAUGCGAGAGUGUUCAUCUCUCUGAAGGUGCAUCUGAAAGAGCUGAGCACCAAGCCCAUGCUGUCCUUUGA
Nerophis lumbriciformis (worm pipefish) is the source of this 1956-nucleotide messenger RNA. NCBI's taxonomy places the organism in Eukaryota, Metazoa, Chordata, Actinopteri, Syngnathiformes, Syngnathidae. The record is from RefSeq and is a predicted model, not a curated record.